CCUCCGAUUACGAUGUCUGACUUGAGCACUUCUUCUCGCUCUCUUGCCGAUUUUGUUGCCGUUUGUGACAAAGAACUAAGUAUCAAUGAGUUUUAUCCUGUUUAUGAUAAAGUCAGACCACUCUCAGCUCAUUGGGAACAGAUUGCUAUUUCAUUGCGUCUCAGAAUAGAUACUAUCAACAGCAUAGAAGCUAACUUUAGUGGGAAGGAUCUUUCAUGUCUACGUAAAGUUCUAGAGUAUUGGUUAAAGAAAGAUUAUGAUUACAAGACUAAUGGUAUUCCUUGUUGGAGGAGAGUGUGUGUAGCUGUUAAAGAAGGAGGUGAUCCAGCAUUAGCUGAUGAAAUAGCUCGUGAACAUCCUCUACCAGCUAUGUCUCCUGAUGGAUUAACUAGUUCAAAAGAAAAAAGUGUAACUCCAGAAACAAAUGACUCUGAGAUAACUAUGUAACCAGCAAGCUCUGAGAGAGUAACAGGUAGUGACAGAUAUGGCUCUUCUGAAAAAAAUUUCCACUUAGCUAGCAAACUGCAUGACCUGCAAGAUGAUUUUGAUGAGGCAAUUCGAAUAACAAAGAAGUCCUUCAAAUCAACCAAUUUACCUAAAAUCAUUGACUACCUCAGUACACAUGUAAAUUCAUUACUUGGUCGUCAAAAGAGAGAGCAAACAACUGCAGAAGCUGUUAGAGAAGAAUUUCAACAUAUAACAACCAUGCAAAAAUUAUUUUCUGUACUACAAGACAAAUAUAUAUCUUGGUUUAACUAUAAACUAAUAAUAAAACUUGUCAGAAUAUUUCUACCCAAAAAUCGUUCAUUAAAAAGAACAUGGUCAGAAUAUGAAGAGAAGUUAAAGGAUUAUUUUAUAAACAGUGGUGGACUAUUGAAAGAUGCUGAUGCUGUACAGUUUGGUGUAAAAGGUGUUCCUCCUGGUACACGAGUAAUGAUUGCUAAAGUUGACAGAGAUGACUACACACUGGAUGACAUAUUCUUCUUUCGUAGAGCAAUACCAAAAAGUUUGGAUGUUCCUGAAUAUGAUCUUUACUUCAGUUUUGUCCGCAUUGGUUCCCUCUGUUUGGGUUACCUAAUUCCUGAGUAUCUUUAUUUUUUAUUGUUUCCUCUAACUGCAAAUCAGCAGGGACAGUUAGCUAGUAUUGGUAUCACUGAACUGAUAUGUGGUAAAUAUAUUUAUGAUUUAAAAGAGGUAUCAUCAUUGCACAAGUCUCAGUAUUCAUCUUCUAUUGUGGAUAUAUAUGAUCCAUUAUGGUAUGAGAAUACCAGUACACCAUUACAUGAAGCAGCUUGGAGAGGAUUAAAAGAUGAAGUACAAUGGCUUCUCAAUAAGUUUGGUUACAGCACAUAUUAUCGUGGUCUUCAUGGUUGGACUCCACUACACUCUGCAUCAUAUGGUGGGCACAUUGAGAUCCUUCAACUACUCAUCCAUCAAUAUGGUAUUGAUCCUAAUGAAGGUGAUGAUAAUAGUGUAUCUAGUAUACAUAUGGCAUCUUAUAAAGGCCACUUAUCUAUAGUACAAUAUCUAGUAGACACGUGUCACGUUCCUCCUGAUCAACCAGACAGUGGCAAUAACUCUGCAUUACUGUACUCAGCAACGGGGGGCCAUUCUGACCUAGUGGAAUUCUUUAUUAAGAGGAAUUGCAAUCAUCUCUCACAGGAUACUAGUAAUGGUGCAUCUCUUUCAUUAUUAGCUUGUAAAAGCGGACAGCUAGUUUUAGUUCGUAAACUUGAAACUUUAAACCUGUUUUCACCUAUUUCAAUAGACUUUAGGGGAUCAACUAUCUUACAUUAUUCAUGCAUGUCAGAUAGUGUUGAUCUUUUAAAGUAUCUUUUAAAUCAAUAUCAAUUAUCCAUUGAUAUAAAGGAUCGAUAUGGUAGGACUCCACUUCAUUAUGCUUUAUGGUUUGCUUCAUCAUCAGUUGUUGAGUAUAUUCUUAGUAUUCAAGGUAAUGAAGCAUUAUUAGAUAAUGAUAUUGAUGGCUAUUCAUGUCUACAAUCUGCAAGCGAUGCCUAUAUGAAUAUUGAAGCUAUUGGUAUUGCAUGCAGUAAGCUUUUUGUACAACGUGAUGCAGCAACUAUUACAGCUAUUCAUAAUACUAGAGUAAAAUGUAAUAUUGACUGCCACAUAUUCAAGCAAAGAGCUAAAUUUCUUUUAUUAACUCUGAAGAAAGCUGAAACUUGUGCUAACUUUGACAUAAAUGCUACUGAUGGUGACUUGUCAACGUCAUUACAUUCAGCAUCAAGUAGUGGUAAUGUGUUAUUAGUGAAAGUAUUAGAACAAUAUGGCAUCAAUUCUUCAUUGGAUAGAGAAGGAGCAUCUCCAGUACAUUAUGCUGCCAGGUCAGGUUCUACUAGUUUAUUAAGUUAUAUCAUAUCUCAGUAUAAUCUCAAUGCUAAUGAUACUGAUACUAAUGGUUGUACACCAUUAGCCUACUCCUGCUGGUCAGGUAGUAUUAAUUCUGUUAAAUAUCUUAUUAAUAAUCAUAACAGUGAUCCUAAUAUCACUGAUAAGUAUGGCAUGGCAUGUCUUCAUCAUUCUUGUCAUCAUGGUCAUAUUGAUAUCACUCAAUAUCUCAUUGAGGUACAGCAUUGUGAUAUUAAUAAAACAGAUAAUGAAGGAUGCACGUUAGUACAUCAUGCUGCACAGAGUGGUAACUUUGAAUUAGUUCUGUAUCUUAUUACUGAACAAGGUUUUUCUCCUACUGCAGUUACUAAGAAUGGCCUCACUGCUUUACACUAUGCCUCACUGUCUCUUAACUUAUGUCUUGUUAAAGAAUUAAUAGCUACCUAUCAGUUAGAUCCUCAUCAAGCUGACAGUAAUGGUAAGCUACCAAUUCACUAUGCUGCUGAAUCUGGAGAUAUUUUACUACUGGAAUUAUACGUGAAGGGUUACAAGUGUAAUUUGAGCAUAACAGAUAACAAUGGUUGGAGUAUUAUUCAUUUUUCAGCAUUCAAUGGGCAUACUCAUUUUAUCAAGCACAUCAUCAAUCAGUAUCCUCAACUCAUCACUUUCCUACAAACAACAGAUAGUAUGAGUACACUAAUAUUACAUUUAGCCUGUCAGAGUGGUAAUGUCCAAUUAGUGACUUAUCUAGCAGAUGACAUGAAAUGUGAUGUGACUGCUAUUGAUACAAAUGGUAGUAGUUGUGUCAUGUUUGCCUGUUUUUCAGGCAAUCUUAAUCUGAUAGCAUUACUGAUACAUAAAUAUAAGCUUGAGCCUAUCAAUAUUAAUGACACUGGUUUUUCAGUAUUACAUGCAGCAGCACAGACUGGUCAUACUCAUAUACUGGAAUGGUACAGUCAGAAGUAUAGUAUGGAUAUUACUAAUCACACCAACAAUAACAAGUACACACUAGCUCAUUUAUCUGCUUACGAAGGUAAGCUACAUUGUCUACAGGAACUGAUCAACAAGUAUCAGUGUGAUGUUAAUGCCACUACUACUGAUACUGGUAGUACAGUUCUUCAUAGAGCAUGUGAAGGAGGUCAUGUUCCUGUUGUACUUUGCCUUACUAGUCUUCCUCAGUGUAAUGUAACAGCUAAGACUUCUGAUGGAUCCACAGUUCUUCACAUUACCUGUGGGUACAGUGGGUCCCUUCCUAUACUAAAACACCUGAUAGAAAAUCUUCAUUUAGAUUUGCUUGCAGUGAAUAAUAUUGAUAUGGCUCCUAUUCACACAGCAUGCAGCUUUGGAAAAUUAAACUUGGUCCAGUUUAUUUUAGAGCACACACCAGCGUUACUUGAACUACCUGUCAGAGGACGUGGCCAUACUCCAUUUCUUGUCUCUGUGUUCUUCAAUCAGACAGAAGUUAUUGAAUAUCUUAUUAGUAAGAAGUGUAAUCUAACAGCUACUGAUAAUCAAGGUUCAGGAGCACUUCACAUAGCAACGGAGUGGGGUCACUUGAAUGUCUUGAAGUAUCUCAUUGAUAAUAGCUACUGUAAUCCUAAUGUAACUGAUCAUCGAGACUGUUCACCACUUCAUAUAGCUAUACUAGCUAAUCAACUUGAUGCAUUAGAAUAUUUACUGAGCAAAAGUAUACCCUCAAUGAGUGUUGUCUGGCUACAUGAGAUAAAGUGUUUAUUAGACAGUCCUCAUGACAUAUACAACAAUCCACAUAAUGCUGUACUUAUUAAUGUACAAGAUAAAGAUGGUAAUACACCAUUGCAUCUUGCUUGUAGGAAAGGACAACAGAAGAUGGUGUCACUAUUAAUAAAGGCCAAUCUAUUUCACAAUCUUUUAAUCACAAACAAGAAAGGACAGACACCAUUGCACUUAGCAGCUGCCUAUACUGCUGAAACUUUUUUCUCAGUCACUGGUAGUUCUACUCAUCAUGAUCUCCUUACAGCUACUGAUAAUGAAGGAUCCACUGUAUUUCAUACAGCUUGCAGUAAUGGCCAUAUUGAUGUGUUUCGUUAUUUAUCCAGUAUUUAUCCUCAAGGUGUUAAUAUAAUGGAUAAUAGAAGACGUGGUUUACUUCAUGCAGCAUGUGAGGGAGGAGAUAUUGGAAUAGUAAGAACACUAAUUGAGACACAUGGACUGGAUCCUUUAGCAGAAGAUGAAGAUGGCAUCACCUGCUUACACUUACUAGCAGAGAGAAAGAGAGUUUAUAUAUACCAGUAUUUGGAACCAAACAUUGUCUCUAAUCCAGUACCUAAGGACAAGUCUGGUCGUACUCCUCUUCAUUAUGCUUCUCGUUCUGAUAAUAUUCGUAUGGUACGUUAUCUCAUAGAGACCUUCCCCUGUACUCCUGAUGAUCCUGAUAAUAAUGGAUACACUUCAGUUCAUGGAGCAUGUGAAGCUGGUAGUAUGGAGUUAGUACAAUACUUUCUAACUGAUCUCAAAUGUAAUGCACUAGCUGAAACUGAUCAACAAAAAACUCUACUUUAUUUUGCCAGUAUAAGUUGUAAUUUAGAGCUUUGUUGGUUUUUAGUUAAUGCAUUCAGUUUAAAACCUCGCCCACAUGAUAUUGAAAUAGCUCAAUCAGUUAUUCCUGAUUCAUCAGUUGUUAAAUAUCUUCAAAAGAUUAAUGAGGAUAUGAUAUUUGGUAUGAUGGAGGAACAAAAAAAAUUAAGGGAAACUUACCAUGAGAAACUUGAACAACAACAACAACAACAGACUGGCACACAAAAGAAAGAUAUCAUAUCUUAAACACUCGAUAUGUAUCACCAUUACUGCUGUGACCGAAACGCAUGAAAGGCAACCACGGCAAAACUCUCAGAAGUAUAUUUCAGAAUUUGGAUGACACUGAAUAGAGCUUUUACAGAACUGAUAACAGAUUAAAAGCAUGCACUUAUAUAAACAGUUACUGACUACAUAACAGAACAUAAACAAAAUUAACACGUAGUUACAUCAUCAUUGCAUAAUCAUAAAUCAUAAUAAUAACGAAGAACUGAAAAACCUAGCAGUAAAGAAGUAAUAAUAAUAGAAAUAAUAGUCACAAAAUAAUAAUAAUAACUAUAAUAAUAAGGUACUAGAGGUACUAGGAGCAGAUUGAGACCAAUGUUAAUUGAAGAUGAUGCUCCUAUUAACCCUUCUAUCCUUAAUUUUUAACUUAUUUCAUAUAAAUUUAAUAUUUAAAUUUUAACUUAUUAUAAAUUAUUUUGUGACUGCUACUGCUGUUCUUCCAUUUGUUCAAUAAUAAUGAUGGUAUAACUAUAAUAAUUAUUAUUAUACUAAUACAAUGAAAGUAAUAAUUCUAACAAUAUAACAAUUACAUAUAUUGCACCACUUUGCCACCCUCACCACUGUGGUACUGGUACCAUCAUCACCAUUACAAUGGUUACCAAUAUCAUUAUACCAAUCCUACAUAUAUAUCUUAUCACCAUGAAUAUUACUAUCUUGCCAUCAUAUCAACCUAUUAUCAUCACCUAUUCUACCACCUUGCCACCAUCUAACUACCUUACACCACUUUAGUACCAUCAUCACCAUUACACCAUAUACCCACAAUGGUUACCAAUAUCACCAAUCCUAUA
This is a messenger RNA of Amphimedon queenslandica, 5975 nucleotides long. RefSeq names its product serine/threonine-protein phosphatase 6 regulatory ankyrin repeat subunit A-like. NCBI's taxonomy places the organism in Eukaryota, Metazoa, Porifera, Demospongiae, Haplosclerida, Niphatidae. The transcript is spliced from 6 exons. The record is from RefSeq and is a predicted model, not a curated record. The coding region runs from base 706 to 5151 and encodes 1481 amino acids. Gene Ontology annotation, molecular function: protein binding.